CUUUGCUCCCCAGUGGUGUUUACCUCCUCUCUCUCUCUCCACUGCUGCUUGUGCUCCUCUCUGCCACGUCAAAUGACUGCCUGGGUGCUUGGCUCGCUCCUCGGGGAGUCUCGCGGCCGAACAGCCUGACUGACUGUGGUCACUCCGCUCUGCUGGGUCUGUGGAGUUAGAAACAACUGGCUCAAACCUUCCUACGUGCUCACUGCUUGGCUUCUUCUUUUUUUUCUUUUUUUUUUGGCCGGGUCCGACUGUUUACUGGAGCUCUACUUGCAGUUUGGGAGAUCAAGGGAUGAGUUCAGGUCUGUGGAGGCAGUCAGACUGAGGAGUCCUGCUCACCUGACAGUUGUGGAGAUAUUAGAGGAGCAGCUGCUGGAGCUGCGCUGGAGCUACAGUACCAGAACCUAAACUCUGUUUCUGGUGUUGUUUUUAAUCCAUCCAGCUGACAAAUGAGUGGAUUUCUCUAUAGAGGAAGGCACUGUAGUGCAGAGAAACGACCGAGGCCGAAGAGCAUCGGACCUAUGAUGGAUUUCUCAUGUGAAGAGACAGAUAAAGGUCCUCCGGUACAGAUGCACAGCCUCCGAGAGUUCGAACAGCACCUGAACGACCUGAAGAAGGAGAACUUCAGCCUGAAGCUGCGGAUCUACUUCCUGGAGGAGAAGAUCCAGCAGAAGUUCGAGGAGAGCAGCGAUGACGUGCACAAGAGGAACAUCGAGCUGAAGGUAGAAGUGGAGAGUCUGAAGAAGGAGCUGGAAGAGAAGCAGGAGUUUUUGGACAAAGCUCUGUCGACGGCGGAGUGUCUGUCCAAUCAGAAUGAAGCCGAGCUGCAGCGUCGCCUGGAGGAUCGGCAGGAAGAGAUCAGCCACAUGCAGGAGAUCCUAGAGACCAAAGUUCAGCUUCUGCAAGAGGAGGCCCUGCUGGCGCGAGGCGAGGCCCAUAAGAUGGCUUCGCUGGCGGACUCAGAGGCCCAGCGCUGCCUGGCUCUGGAGAGAGAGAUGCUGAAGAGGAUUGAGGAGUGCGGAGGAGACGUGGGUCGACUUGCUCAGCACGCUCUGGCUGACAAAGACAGGGCGAUCGAGGAGCUGACUCAGCAGAAACGGUCGCUGGGUCUGCAGGUCGAGCAGCUCGAGGUCAAAGUUCAGAACCUUUCCUCUGAGCGAGGAUCAGAGCAGAGUGACGAUGAGCACCGAAUGAAGACGAGGCUGACGAAGAUCUGAACAGCGAGUACACGGAGAGCGUCGAUGAAGACGAGUCCAAACUGAGCGUCCAGUCCGCUGGUGAACACCGAGCUCCGGGACGUCCAGGAGAAGCUUCCUCUCAUGAUCUGAUGUUCGAGGGUCAGGGUCUGAUGUUCGAGGGUCAGGAUCUGAUGUUCGAGGGUCAGGGUCUGAUGGAAGUCAAACAGCUGGUGGAGCAGAAAGAGGAGCGGUGGAGAGAGAGCUGGGAGGUUAAAGCUCAGCUGGAGAAGACCGGCUUCUCCUCGCUGUCACAGAUCAGGAAAGCUCUGGUUAGUCUGCGAGCUGAGAACGAAGAUUUAAAGCAUCAGCUGCAGCCUGACUGCACACACAGUGAUGAGCAGAAGUGCUGGACGGCGAAGAGGAGGAGGAAGAGGAGGAAAGAGGAGGAGGAAGAGGAGGAGUUGGAUGUGACCAUAGAGGGAAGAGGAAAGCUCUGAGCUGUGGGAAGCUUGGGACGGUGAACUGUCUCUUUCUGAAGGGAAACAAACAACAACGAAUAAAAUCCAGAGCGAUGAAGAGCCGAGGAAGACGAGAGCAGACAGACCUGAGUCUCUGCAACUCCUCAUC
Messenger RNA from Scomber scombrus (Atlantic mackerel), 1802 nucleotides. Its product is annotated as myomegalin-like. The record is from RefSeq and is a predicted model, not a curated record. NCBI's taxonomy places the organism in Eukaryota, Metazoa, Chordata, Actinopteri, Scombriformes, Scombridae. Gene Ontology annotation, cellular component: microtubule organizing center.